CGGCGUUCUCCGCCGCCACUGGCACAUCCUUCGCCGACUCCGUCCACCACCCUCUGCUCUGCAGCACAUUAACCAUUGCUUGUGUUCUCUUAGACGUGCGAACAUGCUCGCAUCACUGCGCGCGACUACUCGAUGGAUAAGGCCCUUCCUCCGUCUCAAGCCACAUAAACCUCACGCUCCUUCGGAGGAGCGUUGGAUAACGCCGACCAUGGUCCUUGUUGGAUUCAUACCAAUAUUUACCUUCGCACUGGGGACAUGGCAGGUGCAACGACUCAAGUGGAAAGUAGCCCUGAUCGAUGAGCUGGAGGAGAAACUGCAAAGGGAACCCAUGACCCUGCCUAAGCGAAUAAAUCUCAAUGCCAUCCCGGAUUUCGCGUUCCGCAAGGUCAUGUUGAAGGGCCAUUGGGACACCAAGCACGCCGUGCUAUUGGGCCCUCGAGUUCGUAACGGGACCAAUGGCUAUCAUUUGGUGGUACCUUUGGUACGUGAAAAUGGCUCCACUGUCCUGGUGGAUCGCGGGUUUGUGUCGAAGGAGCUGGCGGAUUCAUGCAAAAGCCACCUCGAGAGCGGUGAAGUCGAAAUUCUCGGCAUGCUACGGACGUCCCACGUGCGAAACAACUUCACGCCCGACAACCAUCCUGAGAGGAAUGAGUGGUAUUGGGCUGAUGUGGACGCGAUGGCAGAGUACGCGGGCGGAGAGAAGGCUGGCGUGCAGCCAGUGUUCAUAGAAGAGAUCUUCGAGGGCCAUGCGGGGGAUAUAUCGUCCCGCUUGAAUCAUGGCAUACCUAUAGGAAGGGCUCCAGUUGUAGAUGUGAGGAAUUCGCAUGCCUCAUACGUCGCUACUUGGUAUGCGCUGUCUGCCUUCACGAGCGUAAUGUUCGUUCGACUAAUGAUGAAGCGGCGACAAACGAGGAUGCGGGUUCCUCGUUGAGCCACGCUAAAUGUCUUGGUCGGCUCAGGUUGACAGUACUCCUUCGUCUGCGAGUACUCGAAUAGUGGAUGUGGAUAUAUAUCAUAUCUGCUUCCGUCUGUCGUAGCGAUCGCAUCUCAUACCAAGAAUCGCAGAACACAUCAUGGAAACGUCGUGGAUGUCGAUGAGUGCUGAGUGCCAUAUUAACAUUCAUUGUAUCAUACCUAUUAUCCGGCGGCAUGACGUCACAUGAUAAGUAG
Molecule: messenger RNA, 1170 nt
Organism: Fomitopsis serialis
Lineage: Eukaryota; Fungi; Basidiomycota; Agaricomycetes; Polyporales; Fomitopsidaceae
Product: mitochondrial protein required for respiration
Exons: 5
Coding region: 104-931 (275 amino acids)
Biological process (GO): mitochondrial respiratory chain complex IV assembly
Cellular component (GO): membrane; mitochondrion
Source: RefSeq, a predicted model, not a curated record